AUGAGUGUUUGCCUGAGAGACAACAAGCGCGGUGUGCUCAUGUUAAUGCUCCUUUCUCGCAUUAAACGCUUACUUUUUUGGAUAUGGAACAGGUUUCUUGGCAUGAUCUUGUGCUGUUCGGGAGGGAAUGAUGAGCACACGAAGACCAUUGAACGAGAUUUGCACAAUGAAAGAAAAGUUCUUAGGAGACAAGUGAAAAUUCUUUUGCUUGGAUCUGGAGAAUCAGGCAAAUCGACAUUUAUCAAACAAAUGAACAUCAUUCAUGGUGCAGGCGAGUUUACUGCAGAUGAAGUACGCGCCUACAGACAACAAAUCUAUCAGAAUGCGAUAUCAGCAAUGAGAGUACUUUUGGAUGCUCGAAAUAAACUGAAUAUACCUUGGGAGAAGCCUGAAAGACAGCAAAAUGUAGAUAAAAUUAUGAAAUUCACCGUAGCUGAUCUCUUAAAAGGUAUUGACUACACUACAUUCGCUGAUGUUGCACCUGUGAUCCAAGAUUUCUGGGAUGAUGCUGCAGUUAAGCAAGCCUACGAGAAACGAAAUUUGUUCCAAAUUAGCGAUUCGUGUCAAUAUUUCUUUGAUCAUCUCAGCAGAAUCUCCAUGCCUAAUUUUCACCCUACAAACAAAGAUAUUUUAUAUUGUCGAAAAGCUACGCGAGGAAUAUGUGAACAUACAUUUGUAAUCAAUAAAAUUCCCUUUAGAUUUAUUGACGUUGGUGGCCAAAGAUCUCAGCGGCAAAAAUGGUUUCAAUGUUUCACUGAUAUCACUAGCAUAUUAUUCAUGGUAGCUUCAAAUGAAUACGAUCAGGUGAUACUGGAAGACCGCAGAACAAAUCGGGUUGUUGAAUCACGAUCUGUUUUCGAGACUAUAGCCAACAAUCGAGCGUUCACAAAUGUUUCUAUCAUCCUCUUCAUGAACAAAAGUGACUUGCUAAAAGAGAAAGUGCCUAAGUCGGACAUUCGGCAAUACUUUUCCGACUUCACCGGCGAUCAUACGUCGGUGCGAGACGUGCAAUUCUUUUUGGUCGACAAGUUCGAAACUUCACGGAAAGAUCGGGCUCGUCCAUUUUUCUAUCAUUUUACAACUGCCAUUGACACAGAAAAUAUAAGACGAGUAUUUGUUGAUGUUAGAGAUACAAUUUUGCAGCAAAAUCUUAAAUCACUUAUGAUGCAGUGAUAUGCCUGGUAUAUGAUUCCUUGAUGUAUGUAUAGAAAUAUGAUUGAAGAGCAAGAAACAAGUUUUAAAUUAUUUGUUGAAAUGUUAUAUACAGAC
Messenger RNA from Cylicocyclus nassatus, 1269 nucleotides. NCBI's taxonomy places the organism in Eukaryota, Metazoa, Nematoda, Chromadorea, Rhabditida, Strongylidae. The record is from the annotation of a GenBank genome assembly.